AUGAGCCUUAAAGUCGAAAAACUUAGGAUUAUUAAGGAUAUAGAAGGGAGACUUAAUGAUGAAACCUCAAAUAUCACUUACCUUAAAGCUACCUUUAUGCAAACACUUCAACAAAAAGCUACAGAGAAUAGAGACGUUCGGUUCAGCGAACUUUUAUAUGACGAAAGUCUAGAUUUAAUUAAAAACACCAUUGAAGAAAUUCGAAAAAAUCCAAUUUCUAAAGAAUUCAAUAGCCAAGUAAAAAGAAUUUAUAAUUACCGUAUAAAGGAAGCUAGACAAGAUACCCUUUUUGAAGUAACUGAGUCUCCUUGGAUUUUGCAUUCAGAAUGUGUAGGAAACAUUUUGGAAUUUAAUUCAGUCCAGCAAGACCUACUUAAGCCAUUUCAUAAUAAAGCACUCCAAAAGCAUUUAAGAAAAAAUAUAUGAAGAGCUCUACUCACCUACCCAAAAGCUGAAGAAGAAUAUUUUAACCUUUUCAAAGAAAAUAGAUGAAAAACAAUAUCAAGGAAUGAAGUCGAAAUAACCAAAAAAAGCGUAGAUUUACUGUCAGAACAUUGUCCUGCUUUAGCAUUUAAUGAUAAAGUUGUUAUGGCAAUGAAAGUUCUGUUAAGCUAUAUGGAAAAAGUUGUGGAAAGAAGGCUGCCAGAAUUUAUUUAUUAUUUAAUGCUCCCUAUCAUGUAUACCUUACCAGACUUAGCAUCAAAUUUGCCUAAAAUGGUUGGCAUUGGCAUGAAAAUUUUUGAAAUACAGACUACAGUCUGAACUAGUGAAAAGGGGGAAGGGAUUAUUUUUGUGUUUUUAAACAGACUAAGAGAGGUAAAUCCACAAUUGGCAGAAAAAUUCGAAAAAAUGUGUGAUAUCAGGUUUCAAGAAAAUAAAGAAAAACUUGAAAAUUUUUUAAGACCAUUUUUAAGCAGGCUUGGCUCUGGGUUUUUUAAUAUAGAAACAACGUGCUUUGUGUACGAUCAGCUGAUUAUGAAGAACUCAGUGGAUUUAAUGUAUUAUUUUUUAGCAAUUGCACUGCAUUCUAUGAGUGAUAGAAUUCUGGGACUUGAGCAUUGGGAUGAUUUUGUGGAGAUGUUUUAUAAAGAAAUGAGGAGGAUUAGAGUGGAACAAUUAGAAGCUUUGACGAAUUUAAUACCAAAUGGGGAAGUUAUUGAAGAAAAAGCUGUGAUUCCAAGUGAAUUAAAAGGACAAGAAUAUUUGAAUUUUGUAGUAAAGUCAAUUGUUUUGGCAUCAAAAGAUAUUUCCAUUUAGUUUAGUGAGGGAAAAAAUUUAUAUGUAAAUUAUUUUAUAAAACGAAUUUUAUUUUAAAGGCACAACUGCUAUUAAUUAGUAUAAAAAAGAUAGGAUAGAUGAUAUGGGAGAAUUGAUUUCUACAAGGAGAGUUUUAGCUGAUGAUCCAGUCACAGGACUUAUGCACCAAAAACUUCUGAAAGGCAACCUAAUGGAAAACAUGAUUAAUUCAAGAAGGGAAACCCCUCUUCCUCGUUUAGAAGGAACUUUGCUUGAUAUGACAAGAGAAAGCUUCAGACCGCAUAUAGCUGAAAAUAGGUCAAUUGAUGACAGUUUUAAUAAAUCAAGAGCACCAGAUAGGCUAUUAAUGCCUGAAAAGCUAUUAGAACCAAGAAGCAGAGGUGAAAAAACAAAUAACCCACUUUUGAUAUCUGAUAUGAAUGAGUCAUCAAUUCAUGAAAAUAGUCAAGAUAGGAAGUUUGAUAAAGGGGAAGCAAAAUCUAUGCAAAAUGCGCUAGAUAAGUCAGCUGUGUCUGAAAAACUGACGAAAUCAAUGAAUGAUGGCGUGAAUAAAUCAAAAGACCCAGCGAAUAAACAGAAGCACAAUAAAACAGUUAUCUUUCAGUCUUCGCAGCCUCCGCCUGAUAAUUCAUAUUUGAAAAAUGGUAUAUUUUGCAUUCCAGAUUUAGAUAAUCUUAAACCUGGACUAUUUGACAAGUUUAUAGAUUAA
This is a messenger RNA of Blepharisma stoltei, 1966 nucleotides long. The record is from the annotation of a GenBank genome assembly. NCBI's taxonomy places the organism in Eukaryota, Ciliophora, Heterotrichea, Heterotrichida, Blepharismidae.